This is a messenger RNA of Penicillium hordei, 1566 nucleotides long. Its product is annotated as CoA-acylating methylmalonate-semialdehyde dehydrogenase. The record is from RefSeq and is a predicted model, not a curated record. Gene Ontology annotation, biological process: L-valine catabolic process; thymine catabolic process. NCBI's taxonomy places the organism in Eukaryota, Fungi, Ascomycota, Eurotiomycetes, Eurotiales, Aspergillaceae. Gene Ontology annotation, cellular component: mitochondrion. Gene Ontology annotation, molecular function: methylmalonate-semialdehyde dehydrogenase (acylating, NAD+) activity; malonate-semialdehyde dehydrogenase (acetylating, [NAD(P)+]) activity. The transcript is spliced from 2 exons. Bases 1 to 1566 code for a protein of 521 amino acids.
AUGAGUUCUACCACACCAACCUCCUCUCGCCGACCCACUGUGCAGAUGACACACGAGGCGAUUACCAACCCUUGUGACACAGCCAAUUUUAUUGACAACGAACUCGUCGCUUCCAAAGCCGUCGAAUGGUUUUCAGUGCUUGAUCCUGCCACAAACAAUCUUGUCACACGGGUGCCGCAGAGCACAGAUGAGGAACUACGCGCUGCAGUUGCUUCAGCCCAGAGUGCCUUCCCAGUAUGGCGGGCAACAAGCAUCAUGGCAAGACAGCAGAUCCUUUUCAAUUUUGUAAGCCUGAUUCGUGCCAAUUGGGAUCGCCUUGCUGCAUCCAUUACCUUAGAGCAAGGCAAAACUUUCAAAGACGCUAGAGGCGACGUUCUCCGUGGUUUGCAAGUGGCUGAGACGGCGUGUGGAAUUACCACCCAGCUCACGGGUGAUGUUCUCGAAGUUGCCAGAGAUAUGGAAACGCGAAGUUACCGGGAACCGCUGGGACUUGUAGCAGCCAUCUGUCCAUUCAACUUCCCCGCCAUGAUCCCCCUGUGGUGUAUCCCUAUCGCAACCGUGACAGGCAAUUGCCUCAUCUUAAAGCCUUCUGAACGCGACCCUGGCGCUGCCAUGAUCUUAGCAGAGCUUGCUAGAGAGGCGGGAUUCCCUAAGGGGGUGCUAAAUGUCGUUCAUGGCGCCGCUGCAACGGUCAACUUCAUUUUGGAUGAGCCAGCAAUCCGGGCAAUCAGCUUCGUCGGUAGUAACCGCGCCGGAGAAUACAUUUACUCUCGGGGUUCAGCAAACGGUAAGCGUGUUCAAGCGAACCUGGGCGCUAAGAACCAUGCUGUCCUUCUCCCAGAUGCUGAUAAGGAUUUGUCUUUAAACGCGAUUGCUGGUGCAGCGUUUGGAGCAGCUGGUCAGCGGUGUAUGGCUCUCAGUGUGCUUGUCACAGUCGGAGAGACUGCAUCUUGGAUACCAGAGCUUAUCGAGAAGGCUCGUAGUUUGGUUGUAUCCGCCGGUUUCGAAGAGAACUCGGAUGUGGGCCCGGUCAUCAGCCCCGAGAGCAAGGCAAGAAUCGAGUCUCUGAUCGCAAGCGCAUCGAAGCAAGGUGCAACGAUCUCUUUAGAUGGAAGGGCACACGUUCCCGAGAAAUAUCCAGAUGGAAAUUUUGUUGCGCCCACAGUGAUUACGAAUGUCAACACGAAGAUGACGUGCUACAAAGAAGAGAUUUUUGGACCGGUACUAGUUUGCCUGUCCGUCGAAACGCUCGAUGAAGCUGUUAGGCUCCUGAAUGACAAUGAGUACGGGAAUGGAGCUGCUAUCUUCACGCGGUCAGGCUCGGCGGCCUCUUGGUUCCAAAAGAAUGUUGAGUCGGGCCAGGUGGGUAUCAAUGUUCCCAUCCCAGUCCCGCUUCCCAUGUUCUCUUUCACAGGGAAUAAGAAGAGUAUUGCUGGUGGAGGCGCAAACACAUUCUAUGGAAAGCCUGGAUUGGCCUUCUAUACCCAGCAGAAGACCGUUACGAGCCUGUGGCGCAAGGACAAUAUUGACUCUGGUAAACAAGUCGUGAUGCCUUCCCACUUGUGA